Messenger RNA from Saccoglossus kowalevskii, 4146 nucleotides. RefSeq lists its product as uncharacterized. NCBI's taxonomy places the organism in Eukaryota, Metazoa, Hemichordata, Enteropneusta, Harrimaniidae. The record is from RefSeq and is a predicted model, not a curated record.
AGCAGUAAACACACCGAGGUCACGCCGUGGACUCAAGAUUGGUUAAUAGUUAACUCUAUACGCCACAUAACGUGCUGUCGUGUUACAAAUGGCGGACGCAGUACGUAGCUAGCGAUGUGAAGCUUUAAAACAUUUCCAUAUCGACAAGAAUUAGCUAUAACAGCAGAUAACCAAACAUGUCGUCCCAGAGUUAUGGACUAUGGAUGGGGUUGAUUCUAAUAACAGCGGCAUUGGGGAUGUACUUCACUUUCAGUGGAAGUGUUCCUCAUCUCGGUAAGCUUGAGAAGGAAAAAAUGAGCGAGACACAAAGAGACAAUACUCGUCAACUCCAGCAGGCGGGACGUGAACGCGAGACGCAGUAUGAAAACCACAAAAAAGGUGAAUUCGCUGACGAGUUGCAGCCCUAUCAAGAAAACGUUGUUCCUAACAUAGUACAUUAUAUUUGGAUAGGACAAAGACCGUUUCAAUUUCACAAUUUAGUUAGUCUAGCGAGUGCUAAGAGAUUUCUGAAACCAGAAAAGAUCAUGUUUCAUACCAACGUACAAUUAAUGAUCAAUACUGAUAAUAUGGAUUUUCAGGAAGGAGUGGGAAGCGGCGGAAUGUGGAAAGAGGCCAAAAGCAUUCCAGGCCUGGAGGUUGUACAUUUCACCCCUACUGAAUCAAUCAAUAAUCUGACGCUAGAUCGAAAAUCGCAACACUAUUUGUCACGUAUUCAAAUACUCAAACAAUACGGUGGCAUCUACUUGGACGAUGAUGUCAUCGUCAUUGAUUCGUUCGACCCGCUUCGUAAGUACGCGUGCGUGAUUGGUCGGGAGAAAACCGGGCUCAACACAGGGGUAAUGCUCGCCAAAGGCAAGACCGUGUUUCUGGAUGAAUGGGAGAAAACCUUUGAAAAGUACGGCUCGGAUCGGAGAUCUGCAGAAGAUAAUCUGUAUUGGCUUAUUUCUAAACACCCGGAAACUAUUCAUGUCGAAGCGCAAAAGUUUCGUCGCCAUGACAACUUUCAGAAUGACGACUAUAGUAAUAAUAUCUUCUUGGCAAAAAUUGAUCACUUCGGAAACUAUGCAGUUAAACUUUACUAUGAACUAUACUAUCAUGAAAAUACAGGACAAAACAUAAAAUACGUGAAUUCGUCAUAUGGUGCAUUGGCUCGAUAUGCUUACUAUGGGGCACCAGAAUUCAAACAAGACUGGCCACCCAAGGAAACAAAACCCUUAGUUGUUCCCAAUAUUGUUCAUUACGUUUGGUUCUCUGAUCACGAUUUUCUGUUCCACCACUUCCUCAGUAUAAAGAGCGCCCUUCACAUACAGAAAGCAGAAUCAAUAAUGUUUCACACGGAUGCUGAACCACGUGGUAAAUGGUGGGACAAGGCUAAAAAAAUGGCGGGUGACAAACUCAGCGUCAUGUACAAAGAACAGCCGACAGAGGCAUUCGGCCGAGCACUGCCGAAGCUUCACCAUCGUUCCGAUAUUGCCCGAUUACACGCAUUGCUCAAGUAUGGCGGAAUUUUCAUAGAAGAGGAUACUUUAAUUGUGAAAAGCCUCGACACCAUCCGUCAUUUCCCGUUCACCAUGGGGAUGGAUGUAUAUGGGUUGAAUAAUGGGGUGAUUUUAUCUGAACAGAAUGCUGAAUUUCUUCGAUUUUAUCACGACUCGUAUCAGUUCUUUAAUGAUGCAGAAGAACACUUCAACUCGGCUAUGGAACCUUACCACAUCGGUGCUGAUCACCCAGACAGUCUUAACGUCGAAGAAAUCCGUCUAACUCGGCCUGAUUGGACAGACUUUUUCGACAUGGCUAGAUUGUGGAGAGAGAACGGGAAGAGGGAUUGGUCUCACUCCCUGACGAUACAGCUUAAAUGGAUCUAUCACGACAAGACAUACGAGCCAGAAGAUAUAUUGGACAUGGAUACAACGUUUGGAGAGAUAGCGCGACUAGUGUACUUCGGUAGUCCGGAAAUCAUCACAGAGGGCGUUGACAUAGAACAAUUCGAGAAAGGAUUCUACAAAGAAGAUGGACAUGAACAUCGUCUUGAAAAGGAUGGUGGGAAAAAAGAGAAGUUGGCAGAUGAAGAAAUGGCAGCUAGAAAAGAUGAGAAUUAUAUUCGUGAAGUGGGUCAUCCACAUGAUAAGCAUGCGAAUAACGAAGUAGUUCAAGAAAUAGAUUUGGGUAGAAAAGGCGAAGAGAAUGAAAAAGAAGACAUUCGCGAGGUAGAUGGAGAGAAAACUGAGGAUGUGGAGGUUCGAGGAGAAGGGGAAACAGAGAUUGCCAAGCAGAGAUCCGAGGAGGAGGAUGAACAAGCGAAAGGCGAAGAAGAAAUAGCGAUGGAAAAGAAAUUAGCACAAGAUGAUGCAGAAAUCAGAGAUAAAGAGAAAAAAAUGGACGAAGCAGCUCAAGCCGAUCCAAUAAAAGAUGAAGAAAAAACGCACGAUGAUACAGACAUCAGGGACAACGAGAAAAUGGUGGAUGAGGCAGAUAAGCCGAAUACAAUUAAUGACGUACAGGAGAAAAUAGUCUAGGUGUAUAGUCACGACAGAUGUAGAAAUGCACGACGAAGAGCAGGGGGUAAAUUUGAAAUAAUGUUGAAAUGAUACAUUUUAAACUACAACACCAACUUUCUGUAAUAAGCAUUCCGUUUGCCAACACUGUUCUCACGUUAUAUGCUCUUGAUAUUCAAUAAUUCAAGAAAUUCUAAUAAAAAACACAAAUAGAUAGUCACUAAGGUAUCAGAAAAAGUGUAGAUACUUACAUCAGUUGUAGUAACUCCGUCCUGGUUGCUUUCAAGUCUGUUACAACUUUUGUAUUUGCUACUUUGUGAAUAACACAGUAGAACCACUGUCAUUUGAUCUUUGGAUUUGUUUUAUCAGGGCUCAUGCGUUAUGUUACAUUUACACACUGCACUCGACACUUCCAUUCGUCCUGAUCUAAGACUUCCUGUAAUCAAAACGGAGUUACCGCAAUGAAUGUAUAUAUUAGUAGUACUCAUUUUUAUGACCUUCUUUGAAUUGGCUGGAAAUAUUUAGACACCUGUAACUGGCCUAUCAGCCAGGAUCUUGUGAUAUUUAUAAAUACAUACAUUAGUUAUAAUGAAGCGUGGUUAUAUUCGAGUGGUCGUGUGUAAACUAUUAUCCAUGGUAACAUAACAAGUUCAUAUACCAUUCUGUCCGGAGUGGUAUAUGAACAUUUACAAAUACUUUUGACUUGAAUAUUAGGAUUAUGUCAAAUCAAAACAUAUGCACAAAGAUAGCCAUAUUCAAGUCAAGAGUAUUUGUAAAUGUUUUAGACGUGUACAAAGUAGAAUUAAAUCAAGAGAAAACAACUAUUCAAAUUCGUUUCUAAAACCUGACCUACUGGGCAUUUGUUUUCCUUUUAUCUGAUGUAUUGCAGCAUUUUAAAACUUUCACUCAAAUGUAUUUAUUACAAUAUGGGAAAUAAUGAAACAAUAUUGUUAAAAUUUUCAUUUAAUUUUGUGUGUGUAUGUGACACACACAAAAAUAAAUAGAAAUUUUAACAUUUUAAUUAUUCUCAAUCUUACAGAAUAUUCAGUGAUGUCAUGAUUCAAAAUUGUUUGCGCAAUUGUCAUUGUUUUCACUACUUAGUAGAGCUUCAAGAAUGUGACUGAAUAUCGUUUUUUGUUUUAUGUCAUUUAACUGUCAUUUAAGUGCGUCCGCUUUGGUGAUGCAAGACAUGACGUAAAGCGGCGUUUGUCUAAAUAUAUAUGGCAAAUAAAACACUCCCAGUUGAUAAUACUUUUAGUGUGACGUCAUGUUUUAAUUAGUAGGUGCACGUAAUUCAAUAUUCUUGAUACAGGUUAGAUAAAUAAAUGUUUUUGAAGAGUCAAUAAGUGUUUUUAGACAAAUAGACAAUAUAUUUUUCAAUUUUUUAGGAAUUUCAUCUUACUUCAGAAAAUUUCAGAAGUUGAUCUGUUCACACUGGCCUGUAUUUUACAAUACUGUUUGAAGAGGGGGGAUUUGUUCGAAGGACCGAAAAGACGUUCUUUGAACUGGUAAAAUGGUUGCACCAGUUUAACUUGUAAACUUACUGUACAAUGAUAUGAUGUAAUCUCGUUUCGAAUGUACAAAUCUUACAAAGUACUGCUACCCGAGAUAAACGAUGAAGUGAUUUUAAAAAUAAAUUAUAAUCUGAUGA